Phacochoerus africanus (Common warthog) is the source of this 390-nucleotide messenger RNA. It is a transcript of the gene HIGD1C, whose product is annotated as HIG1 hypoxia inducible domain family member 1C. NCBI's taxonomy places the organism in Eukaryota, Metazoa, Chordata, Mammalia, Artiodactyla, Suidae. The record is from RefSeq and is a predicted model, not a curated record. Gene Ontology annotation, cellular component: mitochondrion. Bases 3 to 296 code for a protein of 97 amino acids. Gene Ontology annotation, biological process: mitochondrial respirasome assembly. The transcript has 3 exons.
UAAUGUCUUCAAAUAACCAGUGGUCGGCAGAUGAGGAUGAAGGCCAGUUAUCUCGAUUGAUCAGGAAAUCUAGAGACUCCCCCUUUGUCCCUGUAGGAAUAGCAGGCUUUGUGAGUGUGGUGUCCUAUGGUCUCUACAAGUUAAAAUACAGAAGAGAUCAGAACAUGUCCGUUCACCUUAUUCACAUGAGAGUUGCUGCCCACGGAUUUGCUGUAGGAGCUGUGACUCUAGGUGUUCUCUAUUCUAUGUAUAAGGAUUACAUUAGACCGCGAUUCUUCAAUGUGUCCAAAAAAUGAAGCUGCAGACAAGAAAGACAAGAAGGCUUUUGAAAACUAUUUAUUAUGAAGAAUGACUUUUCAAUAUAUAGCAAAUUAUAUGGCAGAAGUUUCA